AUGUCUGCCCCACCUGGGGCGAUUGCAAAGUGUCACGGCGCCGCGCAUGUGGCCGCCCAGCACGGGAAGGUUCGAACUUUGGAGCUGCUGCACAGUAUGGAUCCGGAGAGCCUUCGGCGCUGCGCUGCCGACGGUCGCACCCCCGCGCAUUGGGCGGCCUUAAGCGGCCAGGUGGCGGCCUUGGGGACUUUGGCUUCCUUGGUGCCUGACACCCUCGCGGCACAUGCUCGCAACGGAGCAACUCCCGCUCACGAUGCAGCUUUUCAAGGCCAGAGUCAUGUGCUGCUGCAUCUGCACCAGAUCAACCCAAACAGCCUCAUGGCAAAGUCGAAGACAGGUGCAACACCGGCACACGAUGCGGCUUUCAGUGGCCACAUCGAGACGAUGCUGCUCUUGAGGGAACUGGCGCCGGAAAGCCUCUCAGCCCGCGACCUCCAUGGCAGAUCUGCGGCCCACGCGGCGGCGGAGACGGGACAGGAGUCUCUGCUUCGGCUGCUCUACCUCUUGGUACCGGCGACCUUGCAUGCAAGGGAUGGUGCAGGGUGGCUGCCUGAAGAUGUGGCGGAAGCACACGGCUGGGAGUCAACUGCCCGGCUGCUCAAGUCUUUGCCUCCUGUGCAAUGUGAUGACCCUGGUUCUGCCGAUGACGCGAGCGAUGACGUGGAACAGGUAGGCCUGGAGGAGGACGCACCGCCGGAGCCGGAACCCACACGAGAGGACCCAGCUCCUUCAGAACCGAAGGCACCGGAGGUGACAGAGCUCCAAGAAGCCACCAGCCAGGCAGAGCCAGAGCAUCCACAACAGCCCGCGAACGAGGAAACUUCAGUGCAAGAGGAGGCUUCAGCAGCAGAGCCGCCAGAAGAGGAACCGACAAGAUCUGCUCAGGUAUCGGAUGAGAGCGUUCUUGAAGAAGGGAAGAGCAUGGAACCCGUGACACCGGAUCCUCUAGCGUAUGAGGUUCUCUUGGACAUAUUAUCUGCGAGUGAUCUGCGCAAUGCCGACUGGAGCUUGUCCAGUUCUGGUGGCUCCGAUUCCUACUGCUUGGUGGAGAUUCCGGGAAGCAACAAGGGCUUCCAGACCGAGGUGGUGGAAAACAGCUCCGACCCAGUGUGGAACAAGCGCGGGAAGUUGGUCCUUGCCCCAGAGGAGGUGUUGCUCUUUAAAGUCAUGGACCGCGACGAUGGCGAUGCCGACGACCUGCUUGGGAAAGUCUCACUGCCAGUUGCCAAGCUCCUGCCGGAUGGUUUCGAAGGACAGUUGGAAAUGCAAGAGACUGGAAAGGCCACGGCCUUCUUGACCGUUCGCUCAAAAGUUUUGAGGGCACUCUAUGAUGCAGCUGCGGUGGCCGAUGCGCUGAAGGCGAGUCAAAGCCAACCCAAGCGGCCUCCUCCACCCAAGCCCCCGAAAGUGCACGAGAUUGAACUGACGGUGAGGGCUGCCAAGGGCUUGCGCAAUGCGGAUUGGAGCUUCGGAGGUUCCGGUGGAUCAGAUGCUUAUGUUGCAGUGAGUGUCCCGGGUACCAAAAAAGAGUUCCAAACGCCGGUUGUUGAAGAUAGUUCCGAUCCAGAGUGGAACUUCGUGCAGAAGCUUGCAGUCUCUCCGAAGGAGACUUUGGUUUUCAAGGUCUUUGACCGAGACAAGCGUAAUGACGAGCUCUUGGGGACUGCAAACCUUGCCAUCUCCGGGAUACUGCCCCAAGGUUUCAGUGGUGCCCUCAAGCUGCAAGAUACUCGGAAUCCUACCACCGCAGAGCUGCUGGUCUCUGUCCGAGUGUCAAAAUCUGCUGAAAAGUCUUGA
This is a messenger RNA of Symbiodinium sp. CCMP2592, 1797 nucleotides long. Lineage: Eukaryota; Dinophyceae; Suessiales; Symbiodiniaceae. The record is from the annotation of a GenBank genome assembly.